Messenger RNA from Cyclospora cayetanensis, 4713 nucleotides. RefSeq lists its product as uncharacterized. The coding region runs from base 1 to 4713 and encodes 1570 amino acids. The record is from RefSeq and is a predicted model, not a curated record. Gene Ontology annotation, cellular component: nucleus; chromatin. The transcript is spliced from 18 exons. Gene Ontology annotation, molecular function: protein-containing complex binding. Lineage: Eukaryota; Apicomplexa; Conoidasida; Eucoccidiorida; Eimeriidae. Gene Ontology annotation, biological process: chromatin remodeling; regulation of DNA-templated transcription.
AUGAAGCAGUCACCCAGUUGCGCAUGUGGCGGCAACUGCCACGAGGGAGACAUUUUCUCCGCAGCUGCAGCCGCAGCAAGCGUACUGUGCAACAGUGCAUGCGAGGACGAGCUGCUGCUGCUACCCCACGGCCAGCUGCAGCGUCUCCGCAGCAACAACGCGUAUUGCUGCCUGGAGGCAGCAGCAACUGCUGCAGAGCUGCUUCAGCAGCAGCUGCAGCACCAGCUGCUCCCACCAGGACCGGCAGCAGCGGCUUUGCUGCUGGAGGUGUGUGAAGCAGCGGCAGAAAUCCUUCUCCGUGCUCAUCGGCUGCGACGUUCGUUCGCUAUCAAGCAGGCCGCCAUCCAGCUCCUCGUUUCUGCUGCUGCUGCGGCUGUACAGACAGCAGGAUCGACAGUGGUUCUGCCGCUUUUGCAGCUAUUGCCAUCGUGCAUCAGAGAUACAGCAGCUUCGACGGCCUCAUCACACGCAGCAGAAGUACUCCGCUUUUCUGGUGAGUGGCAGGCAGCCAGCAGCAAGCCAAAUGUCUUUUCUUGCUGCUGCCUCGCAGGCAAAGAUCCUUUCGACUCACGUGUCGUUCCUCUCCAAGGAGGCAGCGGCAGCGGCAGCAGUUUGCUGCUGGCAUCCGCAGACGUCUCCAGAGCAAGAGCAACACGAGAAUCUAUGGUCUGCACUCUCAGCACUUGUCUUGCUGAGGCAUCCGCCUCCUCGAGGCGAUGGAGAAGCAAGAACGCAGUGGCAGCUGCUGCAGCAAGAAGGGUCCCUUCUUCUAGCGGCAGCAGCACUGCAACUGGGCUGUGUGAAACUUCGCCUUAUCAUGCUGCUGCUGCAUUGUUGCAGGGAUGCUCCAUGCCUUCGUCUUCCAAUGAUGCACUGUAUCCGGAGCUGCUGCAGUGGAGUGCUGCUGCUGCUGCUGCUGCUGCUGCAGACGAAUGCGGAUAUAUGCGCCUUACAGCAGCAGAAACGGUUUUUGUCGCCUCAGCAGCCGUUGCCACGCGCAUGCAUACACCAGCAGCUGUUGCUGCUGCUGACAGCAUUUGUAAUGCUGCUGUAAAUCUUCUUGCUGGUGGAGAGCCACUUCUGCAGCGCCUCGCUGUUGCAGCGCUCUCAAGGUGUCUGUACAGCAGCAUGGAAGCCUCUGUUGCGUUGCUGCAGACAGCUGCGUGCUCAGGAGCAGCAGCGCAGCAGCUGUUGCUGCUGCGGCUGCUGCUCCCGUCGAAUGAUAGAGCGCCUCGAGGAGAGGUGGCAGCAGCAGCGGCAGCUGAAUUUGUCUCGGGUGUUUUGUGUGAACUCGGAGCAGUUGUUGAUCACCCUGCCUGCGUGUCGCGUGUUUUUGGUGCUGCAGUUGAGUGGCUACCAGCUAGCUGCGCUGCAAUCGCUACGCAGAGUUGGGUAAACACAAGUGUCAGCAGCAGCAGCAGCAGCAGCAGCAGCAAUGAUUUAGGAAGCGUCUCGGCUGCUGCUGCGGCAUGGCUAAAAAGCCUCUGUUUCGUAUACAGCCCCCGCUGUUGUCUGCUUCUGCUGUCAGCCUCGUUUGUCAGCCUCGGUGAUAUUUUGAAGGAUCUUUUGCUGCAGGAGCAGCAGCAGUUGCAGCAGCACUGCAUGCAGGAAGCACGCGAUUUGCAGGCGCAGCGGCUGCAGCUUUUGCAGCUGCUUGACAUGCUUCUGUGGGAGCUCCAGUCUGAGCAGCAGCAGCAGCAGCAGCACGAGGGGGUCAAGCGACUGUACGAUGUGCUGCUGCUGCUGCUCGAUGCUGCAACAGCCAGCAUUUGCCACAGCGUGCAGAAGCAACAGCAGCACCGGCAAAUCCUACCCCACAAAGAUCUGCAACAGCAGCAGCACAAGCACCACAAGCAACAGCAACAGCAGCACCACAAGCAACAGCAACAGCAGCACCACAAGCAACAGCAACAGCAGCACCACAAGCAACAGCAACAGACGGUGACAGUGUCUGCGCGUGUCAAGCAGUGCAGCAAGAGCAGCGUCUCGACGCAACCCGCCUUUGGGCAUGCGUGUCAGGAGGUUCGCACGGCUGCGAGCGAGGGAGCUGCAGUCAGAAAAGCAACGACUUUGGCUGGAGAAAGCUCCGUUCGCGCACCAGUAGCUCGUCCCCCUUCAGCUGCUGCUGCAGGAGCAGCAGCAGCGGCUGCAGUGCUCGCUUCUUACAGCUGCUCCACGGAGCUUGGAGGCUACGACGACCAUCACCGCUGCCAGCUCGUGCAUCUGCCCAUUGCCGCGCAGCAAGAGGCUUUCAUCCUGCUCGACAUGCUGCAGCAGCUGCUUCCACAGAGAGCUCCCUGCAGCGCACUGCUGCCGCGGCUGGCGCGGCUGUUUCUGCUCCACAAAAUCGCCCACGAUAUGCUUGAAAAAAGGCCUCCUUGCAGCAACAAAGAUAGCAGCAACAAAGAUAGCGGCAACAAAGAGAGCAGCGAGGAGGGCAGCAGCAGCAGCAUGAGCAUGAGCAUGAGCAUGAGCAUGAGCAUGAGCAUGAGCAUGAGCAUGCAGCAGCAGCUGCUUUCCGGAUGCUGCACCCUCUGUGAGCAUGCAGUGUCUCUGCUUCGCUGUUUCUACCGCCGCUUGCAGGGCAGUGCCUUGGUCUCCUUGCUGCUCAUGCUCGUGCAUUACACUCCGCUAGGCAGCCAACGCGACAGGAGCUGUCGCUGCUCUGGAGGCUUGGAAAUGCUGCAUCUCCUCACCCCAGUAGUUCGACAGUGCUCUGCAGGGCUAAUCAAAGAGCACGCUGCAAGUUUUUUGCUGCCCGCGAUGUCUCCUUCCGAGGUGUCUGCGUGGAUGCGGUGUGCUGCGGCAGCAGACAGCUGCAACAGAUUGCUGAGUCAUUCAGGCUCGACGCUGCAGUUGUUGCUGCCCUUGCUGCAGCAGCAGCACGAGCAGCAGCAGCUGCAGCAGCAACAGCAGCAGCAGCAAUUCGACCCGUGGAGUUUGCUGCUGACAGCGCGGGAGCUGCGGAGGCUUGGCUUCCAUCAGGAGGCUUUGCAUGUCACGAGCAGCAGCAGCAGCAGCAGCACGAGCAGCAGCAGCACGAGCAGCAGCAGCAGCAGCAGCAGCAGUAGAAGGCUGCUCUGGCUGUCAAGCCUUCCCCGAUUGCUGCAAGGCUUGGUGGGGGGAACGCAGACACCUGCGCAGCAGCACGAGCUGCUGCUGCUUUUGCGCGCGUGCAUCCCCACGCAUUGCUUGGAGUUUCUUCCAGUUUUUUCACCGCCGCAGACAGCCGGAGAGGCAGACAUUGAACUUCGCGUUACAGCGAUGCGUCAAGGUGUGGCUUGCGACGUGCUGGAGGCUGCAAGCGCUGCGGUUCUGCGCUGCUGCUGCCGAAUGACUUUGGCCAAGUGGACAGACACCUUGAGAGGCCUCCCAAUCGGCAGCAGCUGCGCGGAUGCAGACUCCCUCUCCCCAACUCUCGAUGCUUCCGCUGCAACAUCUCUCCUGCGUUACGCUGCAGCAGCAGCUGCCGCACCUGCUGCUGCUGCUGCUGCUGCUGCGGACUGUCCGGCUGUCUCGACAGUUGCUGCAGCUUGCUGGCGAUCCUGGGGGCUUGCGAUUUUGCGCGCUGUAGUUCCCCUACGAGAGUUAAGCAAGCAAAACGACGAGCAGCAACAGCAACAGAAGAAGCAGGAGGCUGGAUGUGCAGUGCAGCUGCAAGCGGUGGAAGGGCCUCUUCUUCCAGAGGCUUUGCUUUGCUGGCAGAAGCAGCAAGAAUCAGAUGACAGGAGGAAAAACAUUUCUACCAGUUGUGGAAUCCAUUUAUCGCCUUGUGCUCAACACAUGUUGCUGCUGGAAGCCUUGCGGGCAUUACUUCGAGCUGCAAGUCUCACAGCAACAGCUGCAGCUACACAAUCAGCAGAAUGCAUGGAAUUAGGGAUGGCUGUCGUUCUAGCCGCAGGAUUGGCCGCUUCAGUCGAUUCUGCAGCAGUUGAUUCUGCAGCAGUCGAUUCAGCAGCGGAGCACUUGAUCGCCAGCGAGAUGUCAGGAUUGCUACAGUUGCAACAGCCCGCGCUGCUGCAGCAAUUACUCUCCAGAGUAGCGGCUUCAUGUGACUCCCGCGAGGAACGGAUCUACACGCGGAUACUUGUUGAGCAAGGUUUCCCAGUGUUGGUGCGCGCGGCUACAGCGGCUUCGACAGCUGCAGCAAUCACGAGGCCUAUGUUGCUGCAGGAGGCAACCUGGCUGCAGCAGCAGCUCCUGCAGGUGUCUGUACACCUCGGAGAAAGAUGGAUCUCUGCUCUCGACGCAGCUAGCCAUGUAGCCUUCGAUCAAAAGCAGCCCGCGGAAGCCGUGCGCAUGCUCCUGCCUCUGCAUCGAGCGACGCUGGAAGGACCAAAGUGCCUUGGCGACGCCUUAUUUCUUCAGCAGCAUGGAGCUGAUCUGCAGCGGGCUUACCUUGGCGUGCAGGCUUUUCUUGCUCUUGGCAAGCUUGGCAUACGCAUUCACCGCGUGUUACCACUAGCUGUAGUGCUCCCCACAAAGGAACGACCACGGCUGCUGGCGAUGGAGGGAGAAGACGGUAUUUGCUACAGAUUCAUUCUGAAGGCGCAUGAAGAUCUUCGACAGCAACAACGCAUCAUGCUCGUAUGCCUUUCUACGUGUGCUGCUGCUGCUGUGUCUGCGACUACUGCUGCGGCGAGUUUCCGCUCCUACGCUCAAGGAUCUCAUGACGCAGCACCGGAGAAUGCAGCGGCUGCCGCUGAACCUUGA